UAGUCCCCGCGGGCUGCCCCCUCCCCGCCCGCCCCUCCUCGCCGCCUCGCGCACACAAUGGCGCUGAAGAGAAUCCACAAGGAGUUGAAUGAUCUGGCACGUGAUCCUCCAGCACAGUGUUCAGCAGGGCCUGUUGGUGAUGACAUGUUCCAUUGGCAAGCUACAAUAAUGGGACCAAAUGACAGUCCCUAUCAAGGUGGAGUAUUUUUCUUGACAAUUCACUUCCCAACAGAUUAUCCCUUCAAACCACCUAAGGUUGCAUUUACAACAAGAAUCUAUCAUCCAAAUAUUAACAGUAAUGGCAGCAUUUGUCUUGAUAUUCUACGAUCACAGUGGUCCCCAGCACUAACUAUUUCAAAAGUACUUUUGUCCAUCUGUUCUCUGUUGUGUGAUCCCAAUCCAGAUGAUCCUUUAGUGCCUGAGAUUGCACGGAUCUACAAAACAGAUAGAGAAAAGUACAACAGAAUAGCUCGGGAAUGGACUCAGAAGUAUGCGAUGUAAUUAAAGAAAUUAUUGGAUAACCUCUACAAAUAAAGAUAGGGGAACUCUGAAAGAGAAAGUCCUUUUGAUUUCCAUUUGACUGCUUUCUAUGAGCCCACGCCUCAUCUUCCCCUGUGCACAUGUUUACCUGAUACAGCAGUGCUGCGUGUUGUACAUACUUGGAACAACAAAAUAGAAAUACUGUAUUUCCCCGUACCAACAUUGACUCCUAGCAGAGAAGUGUGUGUGUGAAAAGCUGGUUCUUCAGUCAUAACUUUGUGAGCCUAAAAGCAUUCCUUGUUGAUUUAAAUUGGGUAAUAAAAUGUGAAUGGGAGAGUUAUGGUGGAUUUCGUAUUUCUAGGGACAGUGUUGCUGAUCCGUGAAGGAUUUUAAGUGGAAUCCUUUUAAACUCAUAACAGUUAUGAAAAGCAAGGUGAAGAACUUGAAGCUGUUUCUGUUUUCAUUUUAUUCUGAAGGACCUACACCUUAGGUAAAUGUUAUGACCAAUGAGAUAAACUGUACCCACAUCCUGUGUUUAAGGUCUAAGUUUAACCGGUCAACAUUUAAAUGGAUUGGAGCUAUUAGUGCAUCAAGUGAUGUUGAUUUGUUUCAACUCUCUCCCUUUCUUCAUACUUUUUUUGGUUUGUAUGUGGUUUCUCAGUUAAUACAUAGCUAAUAGCUCUUAUUUUUCUUAAGUUUUUUAACUGCUUAGGUCUUUCUGGAUGUAAGGGUAAAAAUCCAUUUGACAGAAAACUUGUGUAUAUUUAAAGACCCAACUGCUCCCCUGGAGCUUGUACGUUCAAGAAUGAUUAAUCUGUGUAAUAAACUGAUUACUACAGUCAUUACAUAUAACUUUGUGUGAAUAGGCUUUUAAUUUUAAGAGCAGUUUGUUACAGGCUAAAACUAAUGGUGGAUUUCUCU
Molecule: messenger RNA, 1401 nt
Organism: Gymnogyps californianus (California condor)
Lineage: Eukaryota; Metazoa; Chordata; Aves; Accipitriformes; Cathartidae
Gene: UBE2D2
Product: ubiquitin conjugating enzyme E2 D2
Exons: 7
Coding region: 58-501 (147 amino acids)
Biological process (GO): ubiquitin-dependent protein catabolic process; protein K48-linked ubiquitination
Cellular component (GO): nucleus
Molecular function (GO): ubiquitin conjugating enzyme activity
Source: RefSeq, a predicted model, not a curated record